UCGCAGAGGUCGACGCGGGUGCUAGCCGGCAAGAUGGCGGCGGCUGGAGCGGGCCGUCUGCGGCGGGCGGCGUCCGCGCUGCUGCUCCGGAGCCCGCGCCUACCCGCCCGGGAGCUGUCGGCUCCAGCCAGGCUCUACCACAAGAAGGUUGUGGAUCAUUAUGAAAACCCUAGGAACGUGGGGUCCCUUGACAAGACAUCUAAAAAUGUUGGAACUGGAUUGGUGGGGGCUCCGGCAUGUGGUGACGUCAUGAAGUUGCAGAUCCAGGUGGAUGAGAAGGGGAAGAUUGUGGAUGCAAGAUUUAAAACAUUUGGGUGCGGCUCCGCCAUUGCCUCCAGCUCCUUAGCCACGGAGUGGGUAAAGGGGAAAACGGUGGAGGAAGCCCUGACCAUCAAAAACACAGACAUCGCCAAGGAGCUCUGCCUGCCGCCCGUGAAACUGCACUGCUCCAUGCUGGCAGAAGAUGCCAUCAAGGCCGCCUUGGCUGAUUACAAACUGAAACAAGAGUCCAAGAAGGGAGAGCCAGAGAAGCAGUGAGCCCUGGAGACACUCCAGCCGGUCACAGCAGCUGCUUCCUGCCACCCUGCACAUCAAAGAAGCUACGCAAAACGCACACGAUUCACCAUUUGCACUGUGGCUCUGAUGCAAGCAAAAUGUGCCGUUGAUUACGCCUGAUCCUGUGUUCCUUUCAGCUCACGUGUGUCCUUAGUGCAGUUAUAUCUCGAUUUAGUUUGUGGCCUGGGACUGAAAUCAGCACCGAAGUCUUAAGCUCUGGAGAGUGACAGGGAGUUGUACCUGACCUGAGGUAGAUUGCCAGCAGAGUGCCUUGUGCUGGCUGUCCGAGAGGAUCUAUUACUGAGUACUUAGCAAAUCUGCAUAUAUAUUAUAAUAAAAGAGUGUAAGACAAUG
Molecule: messenger RNA, 909 nt
Organism: Grammomys surdaster
Lineage: Eukaryota; Metazoa; Chordata; Mammalia; Rodentia; Muridae
Gene: Iscu
Product: iron-sulfur cluster assembly enzyme
Exons: 5
Coding region: 34-537 (167 amino acids)
Biological process (GO): intracellular iron ion homeostasis; iron-sulfur cluster assembly
Cellular component (GO): mitochondrial matrix; cytoplasm
Molecular function (GO): ferrous iron binding; 2 iron, 2 sulfur cluster binding
Source: RefSeq, a predicted model, not a curated record